Molecule: messenger RNA, 1823 nt
Organism: Cetraspora pellucida
Lineage: Eukaryota; Fungi; Glomeromycota; Glomeromycetes; Diversisporales; Gigasporaceae
Source: the annotation of a GenBank genome assembly
AGUUGGAAAGUUCACUUCAAGAUGUUGCUGUAUUUGAUAGUCCAAAACUCAAAUUGGAACAGUACUGUACAACACCACACCUUGCUGCACGUAUGCUUUUCACUGCACAUUCCAAUUACGACGACAUUGAAGGCAAGACUGUUGCAGAUUUUGGCUGUGGGUGUGGUAUUUUGAGUUACAAUUUAGCACUAGAUAUAGAUUCAUCAGCUCUUUGUAUCGCGCAGAAUAAUUGUUCAAAUUAUAAGGUUAAUGUGGAUUUUAUCCUUACCGAUCUCACGUUAGACCCAUUAUGUCGGUGGAAAAAUAAUGUAGACACAGUUGUGAUGAAUCCUCCGUUUGGAACGAAAAACAACAAAGGCAUAGACAUGAUAUUUCUAAAAAAGGCUCUUGAGGUUGCUACGACUUCGGUAUAUUCUUUACACAAAAGUUCUACACGAGAGUACAUCCUUAGAAAAGCCCAAGAAUGGAAUGUCGAAUGUGAAGUCCUUGCUGAAAUGAAGCCUGUAGAGUCGAAAACAGGGGCAACGAGACUAGUGAUUGGAGCUCAAUACUCUUAUGGAGAAAUGUCAGCUGCGAAUGCCGUUGAAGUCACAGGUGAUCAUUUUAUUGAAAUUAAUUUACAAAGAAAUACGCAAACACAUUCUUCCAAUCAAGCAACUCGUGAUUUGCAUCAUAAAGAUCCUUCUUUAAAUCCGACUGUCAAUUUCUCAAAUUUUAUGUCGGAUACAAAUGAUUCGGUUUCAAUUGAGAAAAGUAUUGGCAUAAAAGCUGAAAUUGCUGGACUGGUACAAGAUCCUAUGAAUUCGAUAAACUCGUUGAAAUUGCCCGUCUCUGACGCUAAUCACAAUCCACGUAUUAAUAAAUUUAAAGAUGUUUUACAAAGUCCUAAUGUUGAUUUGACUGUACUCAGACAACUUAGUUGGAAAGGUAUACCAGAUGAAUUGAGACCAAUGGCAUGGCAAUUACUUCUCGGAUAUCUUCCAUGUAAUUCUGAUCGUCGUGUAGCAACAUUAGCACGUAAGCGCAAAGAGUAUGAAGAUAGCGUCUCCCAAGCGUAUGCAAGGGGAGUCGCUGGAUUGGAUCAAACCAUAUGGCAUCAGAUUCAUAUUGAUGUUCCUCGAACAAAUCCUGGUAUUGCGCUUUACCAAUAUGAGACGACGCAACAGUCUCUGGAACGCAUUCUUUAUGUUUGGGCGAUUAGACAUCCCGCUAGUGGAUAUGUUCAGGGAAUCAAUGACAUUGUCACUCCAUUUUUUACAGUAUUCCUGUCUGCUUACAUAGACUGCGACCCAGAAACAUACGAUCCAGGUUCACUUCCAAAAGAAGUGUUAAAUGUUAUUGAAGCAGAUAGCUUUUGGUGUUUAUCUAAAUUACUAGAUGGCAUUCAGGACAAUUAUACGUUUGCCCAACCAGGAAUACAAAGACAAAUAAGUACAUUAAAAGAUUUGAUAAAUCGAAUAGACGCCAUUAGCAACACAUCUCCGGGAGGAAGGCUUAGAGUUUAUUCAGUUUGCCUUCCGGUGGAUGAAUUGUUUGCUAAUGCGAGAGAUGUCUCUCAAGAAUACCAUUCGAAUGUGGGAUACUUAUUUGGUAUGGCCGAAGAUUCUGAUGGUUUCUCGGAAUUUCACCUAUACGUAUGUGCAGCGUUUUUGGUUAAAUGGUCGGAGAAAAUAAGAUCAAUGGACUUUCAAGGAAUCAUGAUGUUCCUACAAUCAUUACCAACUUCUAAUUGGGGCUAUGAAGAUAUUGAACUUUUAUUGUCUGAAGCCUAUAUCUUGAAAAGUUUAUUUCAUAAUGCACCCAAUCAUUUGUCUAGAGCAUAA